GUUAAACGCAUUGUUGGUGGAAGUGCGGUAGAAAAUGAAGGUACAGCAGAUACGGAAUUGGGAGGCUGUUGAGCCAAUAUUUGAGAGUAUUUAGUGAUGUGUUUAUUUUCCCCGCAGAAAAACUUCUUUCAGCUGUUUCAAUGCAAAUUCUUAACAAGACUGGGCAUCCAAUGCAUUUUUGUGGUGGAACUUAUGUGGGAAAUGGGUGGAUUGUAACAGCAUCGCACUGUUUGACCAUCAAUAUGCAUGAAAAACACGACAUUUUCGUUGAAAUUGGAAGCAAAAAUCUCUACGAGGAUCCGCAAAAACUUAUAGAAAUCAACGAAAUUCACUUCCUUCCAUUCGAUACGAUUACAUAUUCGAAUGAUAUUGCUUUAAUACGUCUUCCGGAGGCUUAUACAGAUCUCCCGGGAAAUGUGGGCCUUCCACAUAAUCCAGUGCCAGUGACAGAGUACAGCGAUUGCUCAAUAUUCGGGUAUGGAUCUGUAGAGUUUCUUCGGGAGAUUUCUGCACAAUUCAGAGAAGCGCCUAUUGAAAUUCAAACGGCUGAGGCAUGUGCCGAAGCACUCGUUCCCUAUGCUCCAGACUACAAUCUGGGGAUGUUUUGUGCUGGUGGCGGGCACACAGAUGCCUGUCAAGGAGAUUCGGGAUCGGGGUUAAUUUGCAGUGGUCUCCUCGUGGGGGUUGUCUCAUAUGGAUCAUCAUGUGGAGUACCAGGGAAUCCCGGAGUCUACACCACAGUGCAGCAUCACAUGGAGUGGAUUGAGAAAAUCAUGAAAGAGUGACACAUGCGAUGUAAUAUACGUUACAUUUUGAUUGUAAUGAAAAUAAUAAAAAAAAAUGGUGGAAAAUCAC
This is a messenger RNA of Lutzomyia longipalpis, 855 nucleotides long. Its product is annotated as serine protease 55-like. Gene Ontology annotation, biological process: proteolysis. The coding region runs from base 141 to 785 and encodes 214 amino acids. The record is from RefSeq and is a predicted model, not a curated record. Gene Ontology annotation, molecular function: serine-type endopeptidase activity. NCBI's taxonomy places the organism in Eukaryota, Metazoa, Arthropoda, Insecta, Diptera, Psychodidae. The transcript has 2 exons.